This is a messenger RNA of Triticum aestivum (bread wheat), 804 nucleotides long. Its product is annotated as transcription elongation factor 1 homolog. Gene Ontology annotation, cellular component: transcription elongation factor complex. The transcript has a single exon. Lineage: Eukaryota; Viridiplantae; Streptophyta; Magnoliopsida; Poales; Poaceae. Gene Ontology annotation, molecular function: RNA polymerase II complex binding. The record is from RefSeq and is a predicted model, not a curated record. Bases 88 to 420 code for a protein of 110 amino acids. Gene Ontology annotation, biological process: transcription elongation by RNA polymerase II.
GUCUCUCCUGCGUAGCAGCAAGUUGUGCUCCCAGAAGCUACCUGAGAUCUGGUGGUGAUCUACCUGCGAUCUGGUGCUGAGAAGAAGAUGGCGAAGCGCAAGUCGAUGAGCUCCAAGAUGGCGUCGAGGAAGAAGCCGGCGCCCAAGCUGGAGACCACCUUCAGUUGCCCCUUCUGCAACCACCCCGACAGCGUGGCCUGCACCAUCGACCUCAAGCUCUUGGUGGCCACCGCCGUCUGCUACAUCUGCGAGGAGGCCUACCACACCACGGCGCACCACCUCACCGAGCCCGUCGACAUCUACCACGACUGGAUCGACGCCUGUGAGAAGGCCAACCAAGGCGUCGAACUCCAAGCCCUGGACUCCCACAAACGACAGCGGCCAGUCGGCAGCGACGACGACGACGAUAGCGAUGCCUGAUUGAUCGAGUUUGGUUUCAUGGAUCGAUCGAUACUACCUCAAUCUAAUCCUGCGUAGUUUGAUGUUUGAUCGUGUCUCUGUUGCUGCGCACUGUGUAGCUCAUGAGUUCUGAUCAUCACCCAAUCUUGUACGUAUGUACUGAACCUGUGACUGGUUUCGCUGUUGCCUUUUUUUCGACCCACGAGAGUACCUAGUCCUUUUCCAAAUCGAAAGAAAAAAAGAGUACCUUGUCGUCUAUAGAAAAAAAUGUUCGCACCGUUCAAGAACAAAGACGCUCUGCAAGUUCAGAACCACAAGGGUGAAGCAGACAGAUUCCUCCUGUCAGGAGAAUGAAUCAAUUUCAGCUAGCAGAAUCACAAGAGCUGCUGGGGUUAUCCUAAAUCU